Messenger RNA from Podarcis muralis (Common wall lizard), 984 nucleotides. NCBI's taxonomy places the organism in Eukaryota, Metazoa, Chordata, Lepidosauria, Squamata, Lacertidae. The record is from RefSeq and is a predicted model, not a curated record.
AUGGGCAGCAGUGAUGUUCUUCCAGGGACGUGGCCCUGGACGGUCAGCAUCCAGACAAAAGGACAAGGGAAAGUCUACAUCCAUUCCUGCGGAGGUUCGCUCAUUGGCCCCCAAUGGGUCCUCAGUGCAGGUCACUGCUUCCCAAAAGGAAAAGACCAGUACAAGCUUGUCCUUGGCUCCAGCCGGCUCACCAAUCUGGGCCCUGAGACUGAGCAGCGCUUCAUCAGGACGCUGGUGAAACACGAGAGGUACGACAACAAGCUGAAGCAAGGAGAGGUGGUGUAUAGAGACAUUGCCUUGUUGGAGAUGGACGAGCCCGUCAACUGCAGCGACUACAUCCAGCCUGCCUGCCUGCCUGACAAAAGCCUGCCGGUUUUGACGCUCGGCCAUUGCUACGUCAGCGGCUGGGGCGGCCUGCUGCCAAAAAAUUUCAAUCCUCCUGACAUCAUGCAGGAAGCGCCAAUGAAUAUCUUCAGCAGAAAAAAAUGUGGGAACUGGUGGCGCAGGAAGAUCCCUACACAGAACAUCUGUGCCGGACACGAAGAAGGAAAGAUUGCAAUCUGCAAGGGUGACAGAGGAGGCCCCUUGAUGUGCAGGGAAGAGAGGUCUGAGCGCUACUGGGUGAUUGGAGUCUCCAGUUUCGGACCCGUGUACUGUGGCACAGAGAAGGUGCCAAGCGUCUUCAUCUCCACACAGUACUUUCUAGGCUGGAUGGAAAGGAACUCUAAGCUGCAGCUCUCAGCUCCCAGACCCACCCCGCUGCUGGCGCAGGCCACAAAACCGCGCAAACCCAGGACUUCACCUACCACAGCCAGGCCAAAAAAGCACAGGCCUCCCUGGUUAGGGACAGCAACGUUCCAAGCCUUCAUCAACCACAUCCUCAGUGGCCCAGUGGAUAAGUUCAUGGUUGUUUACCUUGAUGAUCUUUUUAACUUCUCUGAAAGCGAGGAACAGCACAUGAGACAUGUGACAGAGGUGCUGUAG